GCCCGCCCCUCUUCACGCCAUGACGUCAUGACGCCUAACCAAACCAAAACAGACUAGCAGCCGACGCCGCUUUGAGAGUUUUGAAGCUCAUUCACUGAAAUUCUACGAAAAUUCAAUGAAUCGGGGCUGAUCCUUUGUGAACUUCAGUUCACUGGCCACUGCAGUAAUCUCAAUUUUAGCACAAUUUACAAACUGACUUAACAAUAUGACCUGAAAUGUCAUUAUUACCCUGUGUUUAUUGACCUGCUAAUUGAUACUUGACAAGAGUUUAUUCUGUAGUGCAGGCCUCUGCAGACUUUUGAACAGUAAUUUUUGGGAGCAUAAUUAAUUGAAUAAAGAGAUGAAAUUUUAGGGUUGAUAUGUCACAACGUUCAGAGAAAAUCAAAGAUAUAACAGGACCAGGUUUCUUGAUGACUCCACAAGGAUUCUUAUCAACACGCAACAUGUUCUAGGUUAUCUUUUCCAUGAUGCAUCAACACGAACAAUAAACUGCGAAGAUGUCAGAAGAUCAUCGAGAAAUCAUGUAUGAAACAAUACCAAGGACAAAAAAAAUGGAGCUCUUUCGAACGGGAACGUGGAGAAGGCGGACAACUGGGCGAUCAGAGUUUCAGGAUGUUGUCUAUGAGCCAGUUCUAUCUCAAGGGACAUAUGACGAUGGUGACGAUGAAAUGCUUGUUGAUCAGUUUCGUCGCCCAGAAACUCGAGUACCUUGGUCAGCAGUUGUAUUUGCUGGCAUUCUGUGUCUCGGAGGAGCUUUUCUGUUAAUAACUGCCAUGCUCCUUCUCAUUGGAUAUAUCGAUCCACAGUAUGUUGACAGAACAUGGCCAAUGCUUGUCCUAGGGUUCAUAAUGUUUGUUCCAGGAGUCUAUCACAUGCGAAUUGCUCUGUAUGCAUUUAUGGACCGACCAGGAUACUCGUUUGAUGACAUUCCAGAUUUCGAUUAAAAUUUGCUUGCAUUUGGGUCUGGAGGCAAAACAUUUUGUUUAAUCUUAAAAUGCAAAAUAGAUUUUUCUCAUUAAAAAAAAAAUAAACAUAACACAAAAUACAA
Thrips palmi is the source of this 1048-nucleotide messenger RNA. RefSeq names its product transmembrane protein 230. NCBI's taxonomy places the organism in Eukaryota, Metazoa, Arthropoda, Insecta, Thysanoptera, Thripidae. The record is from RefSeq and is a predicted model, not a curated record. Gene Ontology annotation, cellular component: endomembrane system. The transcript is spliced from 5 exons. Bases 498 to 944 code for a protein of 148 amino acids.